Molecule: messenger RNA, 850 nt
Organism: Aspergillus wentii DTO 134E9
Lineage: Eukaryota; Fungi; Ascomycota; Eurotiomycetes; Eurotiales; Aspergillaceae
Product: methyltransferase family protein
Exons: 2
Coding region: 96-785 (229 amino acids)
Biological process (GO): C-terminal protein methylation
Cellular component (GO): membrane; endoplasmic reticulum
Molecular function (GO): protein C-terminal S-isoprenylcysteine carboxyl O-methyltransferase activity
Source: RefSeq, a predicted model, not a curated record
UCGGGUCAUGGCUAUAAGUAGCCACCACUUACACCAGACCGUUUGCUGUCGUAUCAAGUAUUUUCAAAUCAUCUUAUCACCAGAAUAUUUUCAAAAUGUCCAACGCUGGCUUUAUUCCAUCUUUACUCUUUACUUGUGCAUUAUCCCAGGCGUCAUAUCUGUUAAAACGAUCCUUUGAACGCCCAAAUCCAGACCCUAAUGAUACCCAGAAAGAAGACUCCAUGGGCAAAGCCGUGUUAAUAUUGUAUGGGCGGUGCAUGAGUCUGCUAUUGAUCAGCAUCGGGGUAGCCCACGGCCUCUACGUCCUCUUUCCAUCAACGGGACAAGCCAUAUGCCCUUCCGCAUCUUCUCUGAACCCGGCCUUGUUUUCCUGGUCACUUCAGGCGACGAUCAUACUCUCCGUGUCGCUGUUUGGAGGAUAUCUCCGUCUACUCGCAUACCAUCAACUGCGCGAGAACUUCACAUUCAAACUAAGCCGUCCCUCACAACUAGUCAAGUCUGGUAUAUACGCGUAUGUACAGCAUCCAUCGUACAUUGGGUUUUUGGCAGUCAUUUGCGGAUACUCUGCGUUGGUACUGCGAGUUGGAGGUCUACUGAGUUGCUGGACGGGCCAUAUUCCUGUGAGUGGUGUUGUUUAUGGCGGUUGGACUCUUAUCGUCGCACCACUUCUGGUUUGUCUCCCGGCGAGGAUUCUGGACGAGGAGAGGAUGCUACGGCGGUGUUUUGGAAAGGAGUGGGAGGAAUAUAAUCGUUCGACGGCGAGACUUGUUCCUUGGGUUUUUUGAUUGAACAGGUAUCUGUUUGGUGCAUUCACAGGAGACACAGAUGGUGGGACGAGGAAGGAUGUGGC